AUGGCAGAAGCUUCUGUUCCUCAAGAUUUUCGUCUUAUGAGUACGAACCUUCCUGUCCUUUGCCCAGUGGAAGAGAAGCCAGGGACCACGUUAUAAGCAAAGGACCUUGCCAGCCAAGAGAUAUAAAUUUUCCUUUGGAUAACCGGGCCUAACCAGAAUCGUAAGUUUCUAGUAUCGUGGUAUGAGAAAUUUCCUUGGUUAGAGUAUUCUGUCUCGUUGGAUAAAGCUUUUUGUUUCGUCUGCAGAGUGUUCAACGCACAGGUGAGUUAAUUGUGUGAUUUGCGCUUUAAUUAUUUUCCUAAGUUAGUCCUAACCUUGUUAAGUUGUUUACACUUAAUGCGUACCGUUUAAUUUGCAAUUAUACAUGGACCAUGGCCCUGGUAGUGUUUAAUUAUAUAUCAAAAUGCGAUGUGUAAUACUCAAUACUGUUGUUUUAAAUAAUUACUAAUUAUCGCAAAAGUAUGAAAAGUUCCACAAACAAACUAUAAUUCAUCCUCUCUGUAUCGUCAAAUAGUUCAGUUGAUAUGUAUUAUAAAAAUACAAGAAACGCUUCUUAUAUUAUGACAACGUAAAACAAUGACAUUUGUCUUCUUUGCAUGCAGACGACGUCGUCAAGGAGUGAACCUACCUUCAUCAAAACUGGUUUUAGUAACUGGAAAAAGAGCGAAGUCUUCGCAAAGCACGAGAAGUCAGAUUGCCACAAGCAUUCACUUCAAGCUCAUCGUCACUGGAAAUCCCAGAAGCCAAUACAUCAUCAAAUAGACGAAGAAAAUGAGAGACAAGAGUCAUAUCGUCAACAAAAU
Molecule: messenger RNA, 803 nt
Organism: Paramuricea clavata
Lineage: Eukaryota; Metazoa; Cnidaria; Anthozoa; Malacalcyonacea; Plexauridae
Source: the annotation of a GenBank genome assembly